Molecule: messenger RNA, 4080 nt
Organism: Volvox carteri f. nagariensis
Lineage: Eukaryota; Viridiplantae; Chlorophyta; Chlorophyceae; Chlamydomonadales; Volvocaceae
Exons: 11
Coding region: 1-4080 (1359 amino acids)
Source: RefSeq, a predicted model, not a curated record
AUGAUCAGUAGCUUCCAAGGGCAGAGCGGCCCUCCUGCCCGCCUUCACCCCUCGGAACCAUUACUUCACGACGCCAUACGAACUCGAUUCUGUGUUCGAACCCAACAACGCACUUCCCCCGCACCCUCAUCCCGCACCUUCGGGCCCCCAUUCCAAAUCGCACCGAACCUGGGACGCAGCUGGCAGCGUUAUCUCUCCGCCCAGCUACGUUGGUUUCAGGCCACGCACCAAGACGCCUUUGUGCCCCGACGCCUGGUUUCGAAGCUGCUCCAAGAGGACGCGGUGGCCAACGCGGAUCGGGGGAAGGUAUCCAAAAGAAAGUAUAAAAGUACAUCCAUUGCAAAGGAUGCCGCUGCCGGAUAUCCGUCGUACGAAACGCUGGCGGCGAUGUUGCGGGGGAAUCGGCUGGCGGCAGUGCCGCUGCCGGGGGGCGUUACGGCGGUUUUUUCGGCGACGGGACAGAUUGGUGAGGUGCUGACGUUGACUUUGUUGAGGCCCCGGAAGUCCCGGGAAGGGCGCGCGAAUGCUGGUGCUGCUGCUGCGGCGGCGGCGGCGGCAGCAGCUGCAAACGACGGCGGCCCUGCCGCAGCCGCAUCCGCCGCUGCCACGGCCGGCGGCGGGAUUGGCCGCGGCGGGGGCGGCUGCGGCGGGGUCGAUAUGAAUGAGGAGUGCUUGCAGGCCCUCCCAGCCGCGCACCUGUCCGUCAACAAGACGAUCUGGGAAAUUGCCGUGAAGGAGCAUCGUACAUCCGUACCGCCGCUAGUGGCUUCUGCCGCCGCUGCCGGUGCCGUACUCCGACCAGGGUCUUGGAACCUCGCCGACGUGACGGAGGCGGCAGCAGCUGAUGGCGAUGGGCAGCCAGCGUCAUCAUCAGCGUCGUUGACUUGUCGUACAUCGGCUGUUUGGGUGGCGGUGCGGUGUAACUACUGCAUUAACGUGGUUUUGGCUUACCAGGUGGAUCCUGGAGACUGGCGCAGUUGGCGCCUCGAGUGGCGGGCGACACACGUGACGCAGGCGCUGACGUCAGCAGUUGUCUGGAAUGCUCAUUUACCGGAAUUAGCGUUCAUGCUGGCGGACGGAUCCACCUGGAUCGCCGCCACGCACGCCGCCGCCGGCGGCGUGGCGGCGGCGCUGCGCCGCCUUGCCGUACGCCCCGUAUUGCGACCGAUGACGCCGGCGGUACGGUCGGGGCCAGGCGUUGUGCCGCCGCCGCCGGUGGCGGAUACGGCGGCGGGGCAGGCGCUCGGGUUGCUGCCGGGGACGGGACGGCUGAGCUUGUCGUACGGGGCUCACCCGCGGGCUCUGUUUGUGGCUCGUGGCCGGUGCCUACUCAGGGUGGACCUCAGACCGCCAGGACAACGACACGGAUGCAGCCUAUUGCACUACCUGGGUAAGCGCGAGGGCAACUUUUGGGGCCUUACAACCGGCGCCUCACUGCAUAAAUUGCAGCUCUCCGCUUGUCCCCACCUGCUGCUCCAUUUGGUGGUGGUGGUUUCGGAGCGAGAUGUACACAUCAUGGAUACUCGCCGGGACGGAGCCCCCACACUCCUGACGUGCCCCCACGGCCUGCCCCGGGGUCAGCUGCCGACUGUCAUGUCGAUGUGGGCGGGGGUCUGGACGGGAAACACAGUCACAACAAAAGAUACAGCUGCUGCCGCCGCCGCAGGAGGCGGCGCUGCCGCCGGCAGCGGCAGCGGCAGCCGUUCUCAGAACAAAAGCGCCGCCGAGCGGUCAUCUUCACAAUCACAGCGAAAAGACUUCCGCAAGAGCCAGAAGGCAAAUUUUAACCCGUACGACCCGUACGGCAAUUAUGGCGGUAGCGGCAAGAACAGGCAGUACGACAAGCCAUAUGGCGGCAGUCAGAAGGGGAGCCAGCAGCCGCUGGGCAGUCAGGCGUAUUCGAAUGGUGGAGGUGGAGGUGGAGGUGAUGGUGGUUUCGGAGGGUCGCAGCAGCCGCAGCCGGGAACCCAAUUCGCAGUUCGGCAAAGCCAGGUUCCGGAACCCUUCGCCGGUCUGUGGGGGUUUCCCCCACCAGUACCACCAUCAUCAGCACAACAACAACAACAACAACAACAGGAACAAGAACAGCAAUGCCACCAGCAUCAACAGCAUUCGCAGCAUGGCCAGGAUCAGCGGCAGGCGGGGGGCCCAGGGGGGUCUGGAAGUGGAUUGGCGCCCGGCAUCGGCAGUGGCGGCGGUGGCGGCGGCGAUGGCGGCAAGGACGCACUUAUGACCCGCGGGUCGUUCGUGCAUGUGGUCUUGGUGCUGGCAAACGACCGCGUGGGAGACGUUCAGUGCUUGGAAAUCCUCCUGGAAGCUCCGACGAUGGGGUUACGGGUCGAAACACCGGAGCUGUCAACCGACGAGCUCAGCCUCGAUGACCUCCGUCGUGCACGUCUGCCGUACAUUGAGCUGGUGCAGAUGCCAGCACAAGAGUACACCAUCGCCGGCGUUGCACCGACGCCCUUACCGCCGAUAUCGCAAGGCAGCGGCAUCGGCGGCGGCGUUAACAGCGGCGGCGACGGCAACAGCUCCGCUGCCGCCCCUGCUACAGCAAUCCACGGUUCUAACCGCCAACCGUCGGCAGCAGCAGCGGCGGCGGCGGCGGCGGCCAACACGCUGCCCUCACUCGCGGGUGCUGUGUGGCGGCCAACCUGUCUGGGGCACAUUCACAUGCUGGGCCUGCCUUACCCGCCGUGUAAAUCUGUACGGCAGGAGCUCGGGCAGCGGCUGGUGACGGCAAUCCUCGGCGCCCGCAGCCAGGCGUACGGCACAGUGUGUGUGGGCGACCCGCACGCGGGCCACCAGGGCGACCCGUCGAUGCUGGCCGCGGAGUUCGCGAAUGCGGGUCGCACGUGCGACGACCUCUCGGACCUCUCCGCGCGCCUAACGCCCGCCAGCUACGAGCCCCUUCUUCGGGCCUAUCGUACAGUCACCGAUGCGCAAUGUGCCGUCGAGCACCUGCCGGCCGCCGGCAAUCUGUCGCAAUUUCCCCGCUACCAGAGGAACAGCACGAAAAGUACCAUCUCUCUAACCGUACAUCACCAACACAUGACGAGCUUGUUGCAAUGGGCGACGACGGCGACAGCAACAGCAGCGGGAACGGCGCCGGCGGCGAUGGCGGAGGCGAAGGCGGUCGUUAGAGCAGGAGGAGCAGGAGGAGGAAGAGGAGAUGGUUGUGGUGGUGAGGAGAGGGAGGAGGAGGAGGAGGAAGGGGAGGAGCCCCGGCGGAAGCGGCCGCGGCGGCAGUUUGAGCGGGAGGCGGAGGCGGGGGAGCCCGGGGAUGUCCCUGAGGGCGGCAGCGGCAGCGGCGCGGAGGACACGCAGGAGGCGCCGCCGCGGGAGCCCCCGACAGCAGCGGCCGCUGCUGGCAACGCGGCGGCGGCAGCAAAGCCGGGACACUUAGGCGUCAAUCGAUACGACAUUUUGGGUACGGCUGUCGUACAUCCGUUACGGCCAAAAGCAAUGCCUGACUCUGUCUGGGCACUGCUGCGGGCGGCGGAAGUACCUGUCGUACCGGCGGAGCCCGUCGUUGGAGCGGAAAUGGACGGUCCGCAGCAGCGAGAUGUACGGCAGGGGGGCCCCUCGGGUACGGCGUCGGAGAGGAGGGGACGCAGCGGCGAUGGCGACCAUGCUGCCACUUCAGACGACAUGGACGAGCAGAUGGAUGGACGAGCGGGUGGUUUGGACGAGCACGACGAGGAGCGGCGGCGAGAGGGCCCUAUGGGGGUGGAGGAAGCGAAAGAGAGCUCGGGCACCGGUACGGACUCGCCGAUGGAAACUGACUCAUCCGACUCGUCCAAAUCGUCCAAAUCGUCCGAGGAGGACAAGGAUGCUGAUGCUCAUAUUACUACCACCGCUACUGCCGCUACUGCAGCAGCAAAAGCUACUGGUACUGCGGCAGCUGCUACAACUCCUCCGGAAGGGGGAUCCCAGAGGCAGGAGGAGCUGGAAUCUGGAGGCCGCGGCGGCGGAAACCCGGCGGCAGCGGGCCCGUCGCCGGAGAUGUCGUACGCUGCUCACGUAAUUCGUGAUGCUGUACGACAACGUCUCAUGGUCAGUAAUAAGUGCGUCGGAUGA